This is a messenger RNA of Mercurialis annua (annual mercury), 650 nucleotides long. RefSeq lists its product as uncharacterized. The transcript is spliced from 4 exons. Bases 137 to 478 code for a protein of 113 amino acids. Lineage: Eukaryota; Viridiplantae; Streptophyta; Magnoliopsida; Malpighiales; Euphorbiaceae. The record is from RefSeq and is a predicted model, not a curated record.
AAGAAAAGGAUUGCGGGAAGAGAAGAAGUAAUGCGGCGUUUGUUAUGAAUGAGUGUAUAGAAAGAGAGUCACAGUAGAUAUAUUAUUUUAGGGUUUUAGGGAUUUUAAAAAAAAAUUAGGAUUAUUUAAAUUUAAAAUGGGUUGCGCUGGAUCCAAAGGAGACAAAGGGCCGCUGAAAAAAAUCCGAAAGCCAAAACCUUGGAAGCAUCCUCAGCCCAUAACAAAAUCUCAGCUUGUGCAGCUGCGUGACGAAUUUUGGGAUACUGCUCCUCACUAUGGUGGCACAAAAGCAGAAAUUUGGGAUGCUCUACGAGCUGCCGGUGAAGCUGAGCUAAGCCUUGCACAAGCUAUUGUGGAGAGUGCGGGUGUGAUUGCUCAGAAUGCUGAUUUGACAGUAUGCUACGAUGAAAGAGGUGCAAAGUAUGAACUGCCCAAGUACGUAUUGAGUGAGCCGACCAACUUAAUCCGAGAAACUUGAUAAAUGAGCGAACAUUGAAUGUACAUCAUGUAUAUUAUUAUUAUUAUUAUAAAUGCCUUCAUUUCUUGCAUUUGCACUCUUGUAAAAAAAUUCUGCUGUCAAACUCAACUAAGACUCGGCAAUUGUUUAGUUUUAGUUCCAAGGAAAAAAGAUGCCAGAUUUCCUAUUAAAA